ACUUUCCUUCUUUCAUCAGUUACUUUAACGAGAAUGGGUAUAUGUUGGAACCUCUUCAAACCUAGAAUGUCAUCUUCAUAAGGUACUUGCUUCAUAUUUGCCUCUCUGGUUUUCUGAUCUUUUAUUUUCUUUUUUUCUAAGUAAUAAAUAAUCAUUUUUGAACUACUUUGCGGAUUUCUGUUCAUGGGUUUCAUCUUUGGCACUCUUCACUACAAAAUUUCUUUCUCAACGUAAAGAGGGAAACAGCAAUUUUUGGAGUAUCUUCUAACCUCCGAUAUUCAUAUCAUGGAUGAUUACAUUACGACAUCUAUCGUUUAUUGCAUGGUCACCGUGGAUUUUCAUCAUAUACGCGGCCCUGAAAUUGAACAUGUAUUUCCACAGUCAAUAGAAUUACCAAAGGAAUGGUCUAUACUGCCCUUUUUAUGCUUACCUGAUGGUGCUCACAUGCAAGAAAAAGAUUUUGUAUAUUUCACUUUGCCAUACCCUAAUCCACAGCACUCAACAGCCUUCGGACUCGCCUGCAGUCGCCAGCUGAGCAUCAAUCAUGUAAAAAACCUUCCUUCGGAUGUAACUCGCCCCAGCAUUCAAAAGGCCGUUGUGCUCAUUUGUUCCACACCUCAAUUUGGUCACAUCAAAGACAAUUUGGAAAUUGUUACUGAUGCCUACUUUUCCCAAAAUGAUUUUUCUAAUUUGAGCAUCCUUCAUGAUUUUUACGAAAGCUUAGUUAAUAAAGGUCCUCAGCUACAGGUAUCGCUAGGAGUUAACAGUAAAGACGUUUUUUUGUGUUGGAAGCAAAAUACUCUCGUGUUGUUAAAACUUGUCCUAUUGGGUAAAAAAGUCCUUGUCUAUGAUCGAGUUGCUGAACGCUUGGGAAAUUUACAGUACUCGCUCUUAUCAUUAAUCCCAAAUAUGCUUUUGAGUCUCCAUGACUCUGCUGAUCCGUCAUCAAACUAUCUUCAGUCGACUUUAUCUAAACCAUCUUCUUUGAAAACAAGUGACAGAGAUUCAUUAAUGGCGUAUAUUGGUUUUCCGUUAUUGCUUUUUGGCGAAAAGAGUAUGUUUUCCCCUUAUAUACCACUACAACAGGUUCACAUUUUGGAGUCGUGUUCUACGCGAAGCUGGCUUGCUGGAUCGACAAACACUCUCAUUAUGUUAAAUCAAAACAAAAUGGCUGACGUUGUAGUCCGGGCUGACACGGAAGAAAUUUUUUAUAAAGAUAACUCACUUAGGUCCCUCGUCAAUCUCACAAGAGCUGACAAAAGGUGGAUGGACGACGUCCUAUCGGUAAUUUCUGCUCAUGAAGAGAAAUCUCUGCCAGAAUACGAAGGAAACAAUGAAUGGCUACGGGCCCAAUUUGAAGCAUACAUAUUUGGAUUUUUAUCAACCAUUAAGUAUUACUCUUUCCUCAAUUCUAGAGAUGAAAAUGAAUUGCAAAAGUACAAUUCACUACCAUCUACAGACUGUAUAUCCGACUAUGGUCAGACGUUUCUGGAUGAAUGGAUGAAAACUGCGACAUAUGCCGCGUGGAAUCCUAUUGCUGAUGAUGAUAUGUUUGAUGUUGUAUUGGCCCAGCAUCCAUCCUGUCAGACUCGUCCACAGAAACUUUCAACAAGGCUGUCUGGUUUUCUGUCAUCUAUUCGCAACUCACAAUUAUACAAGACUUCCGUAGAACCAUCCGCUAUGCAGACGUCUUCCCACUCUCAUCCAAAUAAUGAAAAAUGAACGAUGACCGGCUCUUUAUAUUGUAUACUACCAUCGUUAGUAGUGUUACUAACUUAAUGUUAAAAGUUCGA
Messenger RNA from Schizosaccharomyces octosporus yFS286, 1793 nucleotides. Its product is annotated as LAlv9 family protein. Gene Ontology annotation, cellular component: cytoplasm. Bases 286 to 1722 code for a protein of 478 amino acids. The transcript is spliced from 4 exons. The record is from RefSeq and is a predicted model, not a curated record. Lineage: Eukaryota; Fungi; Ascomycota; Schizosaccharomycetes; Schizosaccharomycetales; Schizosaccharomycetaceae.